AUGAGAAUUGCAAAUGUGCAAAGAAGUGGAAAAACCUGCGUAGAAUUAGUAAUAGCCCGUCUAUGUAGAGGCAAAGCAGCCGCAGCGGAAUACGACUUCACCGUUUCGCUUCGUAAAAAUGGGAACAGAAACUACUCCAUUACGCGUCACCAACAAAGCGCAUCCAGAGGAAGCCAAAAAGAAGAGGGAAUGUCAUGCGCGCAGCACGAAAAAGAAAUAAGGGACGCCGCCUUACAAACGGUAAGUCGAAGCUUAUCUGAAAAGACAAAACAGCAAACAAACCUGCAUAGCUACACUGAUGCAUGCGAAGAGGUGAGAGAAAGACGAAUCAGGGAAAGCUUAAAAAAAUACAACUUAUUUAAUGUUUAUCUUGACAAAAUAAGGAAAGCACCGGGACAAAAUAAAAAAAAACAAAAAAUCAUCAACAUAAAUAGUGUCAAACAUUACGAUCAAUAUGUUCACAUGUUUGACGUAGAUUCGUUGCUAAUUUAUGCGAACAACAAAUUCAAGAUAUAUAAAAGGAAGAAAAAAUUUCCUGGAAAUGAGGAUUUUUUUGCACAUUUCGUAAAAAUAUAUAUACAGCUGAAUGUCAUUUUGAGGGAUUUUUUUUCACAUCACGGUGAAAUAAACUGUGGCGAGUAUUUCACAAACAUAUUUAAGACGUACUUGCAAAAUAUUCCAUCUGUCAAACGUGUAACAAAAAAUAAAAACAAGUAUGAUGAAACUUUUUUUUUUAAAAUUUUGCAACUAGUUAAGAUCUUUAAUCAGGUCAAAUUUUUUAAGACUUUAAAAGGGGGAACUACUUUACACUUGGAACGCAUUUUGGCCUUCCCCCCUGGGACGGGAAAAGGGAAAAUUCCCAAACAGGAGGAGCUAAAUUCUUUUCCAAAUGUAGACCAUCAUAAAUUGUUCUACGAAUAUAUGACCUGCAACUAUGAUGAGGAUACGGAUAAAGAAAUAUUCGAUGCCCAAAAUGAUAUCAACUUUGUGAAAAACUUAAACAUAUUUGGCGAUAAAUUAGAGGAAAUAACGGGUGUAGACGAUUCAGAGAGUUCUUUUUUUCGUAUGAAGGGGCCCAUAAGAGAGGGGUUAGCAUAUCCAGGGGGGGAAGAAAAUAUGGACUCCUCCCCCCAUUACAUAAAUGAAGACUUGCGCAAUUUGCGUAUAUCAAGCAUUUCUCCCGUAAAUUAUUCCCAUGUGGGUGUAAAUGAUCCGCAGAGUGAGAUAAUAGCGACAAACAAGUUCACAUUCCCCAUUGUAGAAACGGUGCAUGAUAAGUUGAACAACCAUAGGAGCAUUGACCACGUGAGCUUUGCUAAGGCGUUUAUCCAUUUAUUAAAAAAUUUAAUAAAGCACCUACACGACGAUGGGGUGGUCAGAUUAUUUAUUCUCUGCUCCAACAUGUUCGAUACAGAGUGGGAUGAUAAGGAAGUGUUGUCGUUCUACACAGAAAUGUACAAACGGAUUCAUAGGAUGAAAAAUAUUUCAAACAAAAACAUAGCGUACAUUUUAAGCGCAUGCAGUAACUAUUCCUUAAAGGAGGAAAAUACGCUCCUCUUAGAAAAAAUAAAAAGAGACAUUCUGUCGAAUAGCAGGUGUGGAAAGGCCGGCAGAAAAAGUUACUUAAAUAUAUAUAACGUCACUCCAUCCCAUUUGGAGAAUAUUAUUUACACAUUUGCAAAACAUAGGAUUAGAGAAAAAAAUCUGUUUACCCUGUUGAGCGAAAUUGUAAAGGAAAAGUUCCACGGGUUUUCCUGCAUAACUACGAUAAAUAUUUUAAACAGCUACACCAUAUUGAAUUACGAAGCAUUAGUGUUUGAUUUUUUGUAUGCAAGAAUAAAGACCUUUGAUUUCUUAUCCUUUAUGAUGUGUAGAGGGAAAAAUGUGAUAAAGCUGAUGAAUACGUUGCUGCUGAUUGAGGGUCGCAACUGCGGUUCAGUUCGUGCGGCAGAGAAAGUGACGUUCGUUACGGUGGCAGACGGCAGUGUCAAGCAUAGUGCUUCAUUAACGGAUCAGGAAGUUUACACAGCGCUCAUGUCGGCGCUGCUGUACGAGCUGAAAACGUUUAAGGGGGGGGGCACCCACUGUAGCAAUGCAAGUAAAGAAAGCGACGAACAUGACCAAAGCAGUAAUGAUGCCCACCGCACGUGCGCCCUCACAGGGGAAUACGCCAUUCGGAGCAUUUACAAAAAACUGCUGAGGCUGAAAAUAAUUAGCGUGCAAAACAAAUCCGACUUGGCAUUCCUAAGAAGUAUAUUGAAGAGAACGUACGGCAAGCUAGACAUAGACCAGUUGGACAAUUUCUUUGUCUUUUCAUUCAUUAAUCUGAAUUUGAAGAAAAUUAAUUUUCAUAAGUUAGUUUAUACAUUACUAACGUAUAAUAAUUUAAUUGGGGGGAAGAGACUCUUAAACAAUUAUACACAAACAAAAACAAAGUUUAUCUAA
Molecule: messenger RNA, 2445 nt
Organism: Plasmodium coatneyi
Lineage: Eukaryota; Apicomplexa; Aconoidasida; Haemosporida; Plasmodiidae
Exons: 1
Coding region: 1-2445 (814 amino acids)
Source: RefSeq, a predicted model, not a curated record